This is a messenger RNA of Astrephomene gubernaculifera, 2176 nucleotides long. The record is from the annotation of a GenBank genome assembly. NCBI's taxonomy places the organism in Eukaryota, Viridiplantae, Chlorophyta, Chlorophyceae, Chlamydomonadales, Astrephomenaceae.
GGCGGAGGCGGAGGCUGCGCCUGCAGAGGCGGCGGCGGCGGAGGAGGCUGCGCCUGCAGAGGCGGCGGAGGCGGAGGCUGCGCCUGCAGAAGCGACGCCUGUAGAGGCGGCGACGGAGGAGGAGGCGACGGCGCCUGCAGAGGCGGCGGCGGCGGAGGAGGCUGCGCCGGCAGAGGCGGCGGAGGCGGAGGAGGCUGCGCCUGCAGAGGCGGCGGAGGCGGAGGAGGCUGCGCCUGCAGAGGCAGCAGAACCUGGCCCUGUGACAAGUGCGACGGCGGCCGAGCAGGCACCUGAGGUGAAGCCUGGUGCGGCGGAGGAGCUUCAGCCGGUGGAGGUGCAGGCUGCUGCUCAGCCCGAGGAGCCGGCAGGGGAGGCGGCGGCUGAGGCGGCCGAGUCCGAGCCGGCCGAGGCGGAGCAGCCAGUGGAGGCGGCAGAGGCGGGUGUUCCAAAGGAGGAGGAGCCUCCGGUGGAAGGAGCGGCGACGGAGGAGCUCAAGCCAGCGGCAGCGGAGGAUGAGGAGGAGGCGCAGCAGCCCUCAGUCGCAGCUGUGGAGCCAGCGCCUGUUGUGGUGGAGGAGCAGUCUGUCAUCGCCGCCGCAGGGGAGGAGCCCCAGGCGGUCGCAACCUCCUCCGCUGACAAGGAGGAGGAAGUGAAGGAGGAGGAGACGGCCUCUCCCGCUGUGGAAGACACGGUUUCGGCUGUUCUUGCUGAAACCGUUCCUGACGCAACCGCUGCUGAAGCCACCCCUGCUUCGCCGGAGCCGGCUGACGUCACUCCCGCUGCCACUACGAAGCCGGUGGGCGACGUGGGCAACAUUGUCGUACACAGCCUCAAGUGCUUGGUGGCGGACGGCAAGUCGUGGGCCGCGCAGCACGCGGGUUUUGUGUUGUACACGGGCGCGACUGCCAUUGCCGCGAGCUUCACCAUGGCCCUGGUGUCCGCAUUCCGCCGCAACUAGGAGGCUGGGUUAGGCUGAUGGUUAGGAUAUUAGGUGACUGUUUUGAUGUGGGUCGUCGUUGUUUACCUCCAUAGUUCGCUUGUUUGCAUGGUUAUGCGAUGUGUCUUUGGUUUUGCCUGUGUGAUUUGGACCCAAUAUGACUAUCCGUCGCUUAGUCUGAAUGUGUAUUCGGUUUGUCGCUUGGUUCCUUGAUGGUUUGGGACUCGCGUGCGUCUCCGGCUGCUGUUGAUGUGAUGUGCUUCCGCGCGCGCCGGCACAAGCGCGGUUUCAACUUGUGGAUAACAUAGCUUAUAGCCACAUAUAGCGAAAACGUGUUUAGGAGAAGAUACCUUGCUUCUAUGUAUGUGCGUGUGCUCACACACGAUUCAAUAGGCGGUACAGGAGCAGGGCAUUGCGACUUUGUCCUUGGUAGGUUCUUUGCGUGUACCUACAGGCUGUGGGUUCAUGCUGGCCGCUUUGCUUGACGCUGUUAUUUGGCGUACUUGCACGAGUGUCAGGAGGAGUGUCAGGAGGUCUUCCGGUUCAUCGGCCCAGAGCGCAUGCCGGCUACACAAGCGAUGCAUAACGGUGUUUGGGCUCGUCUGUAUCAGGGAGUGUGUGCGGUGCUUGUGUCGUGGUUCGCUCAGGUGGUAGCGGUAGUGUUGUUCCGUUUCGGGUACCGCUCAGCGGGUUAAUGCUCUGAUGUUGUUUGCGGGGGUAUGGCGUGUUUGUCCAACAGCAUAUAGGUACCCAAGUAGGAGGGCAGGAGGGACUGCGUGCGACCGAGCAGGCACACCCCAGUGCACGUGGGGCAUGUUUGUUGCACGGAUGAACGGCGAUCAGACGGACGGACGACGUCCUCCGUUGCGUUUAGGCGAGAAGUUCCAUUCCCACGGAGCACGUGGCUGGAUAGCAGAGUUUAGGCGAUCGGAGUAUGUGGUGUAUGCGACGGGCAUUUACACUUAGCUAUUGGCUUCUGUGUUGGGCUUAGGUGAAGGUGUUAGCGAUGACGUACAGGCGUGUUGGGGCAUGGAUUAAGGUGCCGAGAUAAGGAGAUGCCGCUUGCAGCGGACCUCUUGCCAAGUUGUGUGGAGUCUUGUAGGUUUCCGAUAAGGUCAUACCGGUAUGCUUAGGUGUCGUGUAGCAGUUAGCCUUAGUAGCUUGAGGGUGUGUAUGAUUCUGACAGCCACCGUCCAACUUCCCAUCCCUGAAAUCUUUUGUAACCAUCCCUGCUAAUGA